CCUAUCCCGUCGGUCUUUGCGACAGGGGAGGUGGUAGGCGAGAAGUCCGGGUCAGGGUGGAAACUUAAGAGCUUCGAAAUUUCAACUUGUCGCUGAGUACUGUGGGGCUAAGGUUUCAAUUGCGGGAUAUAGUGAGCCGUCUUCUUCUUACUUCAACUUACCCUCGCAAACGUCUCCCUUUUUACUUGAGCCGACGCAGUAACAAGUUGAGACUUGGCCUGUGGCUGAGAUGAUCUGAGGGAGCGCGAGAGGGGCACACCAUGUUCGCUCCCCGUUGGGGCUGGGGGCUCGGCUCCCUCCAGCUCGGUCAGCUCCAAGUGUGGACCGCUGAAGCCGCGGGGCGUUGGGCUUGUCGGGCUUGCCAGACCCGGCUGUACGGUUCGGGUCCGGACGAGCGCUGGCCUGGGUCCGACCCCGAGGUCUCUGGGUUUGGCCCCGCAGGCCGGACUCUGAAGGAGUGGGCGCUGCUGGUGAGCCCGUUCGGUCGGCUGCGGGCGCGGCUCCCGUGCCACCUGUCCGUGAGGCCCCUGGACCCCCUUACCUACCCGGACGCCGACCGAGUGCUAGUUGCAGUGAGCGGAGUGGAGGGUGGGGCGCAGGACCCGGCCCGCCUGCAGGUGAAGUACGACGAGGCGCUGAAAGAGGUGGCCAUCGUGUCUGACACCAUUGAUCCCCAGGCGACGGUGGAGGUGAACGCACCCCUGAAGUUUGAUUUGAAUAUCAAGUCAUCAGGGUCUGGCUGUAUAAAAGUCCAAAAUAUUGAAUGUGAUAAUUGCAAAAUUGAAACUGAGCAUGGAACUAGCAUCUUACAGUCUGUUAAGAGUCAAAAAUUACAUGUUCAAACAAGAGGAGGCAAAGUGAUCUGUCUGGGAACAGUUUAUGGAAAUAUAGAUAUUUGUGCAUCAGAUAAAAGUACUGUGACCGUAGAUAAACUGCAGGGAAGUUCUGUUAAUAUAUCUACUGAAGAUGGUUUGCUGAAAGCCAAGUAUCUUUAUACGGAAUCAUCAUUUCUAUCUUCUGCUGCUGGGGAUAUUACAUUAGGAAGUGUUCAUGGUAAUAUAACAUUACAAAGCAAGAUGGGUAACAUCACAGUAGAUUCGUCCUCUGGAUGUCUAAAAGCCUCGACUCAUCAGGGUGCCUUAGAUGUUUAUGUCAGCCAACUGGGGAAAGUGGAAUUGAAAUCUCAUAAAGGCUCUAUUCUUGUCAAGGUCACAUCUUCUCUUCAAGCUCAUUUACAGUUAUCAGGAAAAGAGGUUGAUGUGAACUCAGAAGUCCAUGUUCAAGAAAUGGCUGAAGCUCAUAAAGAUGAUGGUAUAAUAAUUACUGGGCUCAUGAAUCAAGCAAACAAACAUGAAAAAUGGAUUAAGGCUGAUGCCCCAAAAGGCACUGUAAGUUUUAGAAGUCAAAGCUGGUUUCAGUCCUUGAAACUGCAGGACUGAGAAUGGUUUUUUAUUUAUAAUUUUUAGCAAUGAUUAAUAGAUCCAUGACUACAAAAAUGCAAAUAUCACUGUUCACAUAAAUAUCGAAAACAGAUCAAUAAAUUGGAAUGUGUACUAGUGAAGUGUCUUGUGAUAGGGGGGCUUUUCAAAAUUUAUACUUGGCUAUUGUAUUAGUUUCCUAUUGCUUUGUAACAAAUUACCAUAAACUAUCGACUUAAAAUAACACCUAUUUAUCAGCUCACAAUUCUGUAGGUCAGGAGCUCAGCAUGGCUGGAUCCUCUGCUGAGGGUAGCCACAAGGCUGGACUCCAGGUGUUGGCUGGGCCGAGUUCUCACCUGGAUGGCUCCAGGGAGAAAUCUGCUUCCGAGCUCAUUCAUAUUGUUGACAAAAUCCAGUUCCUUGUGACUGUAUGAAUGAAGUUUUCUUGUUGUCAAUAAGAGAUCACUCUAAACUUCUAGAGGCCACCCACAUCCCUUCUCAUGUGGCCCUCUCCAUCUUCAAGCCAGCAGUGAUGCAUUCAGUUCUUCUCACGCUUUGAAUAUCUGACCUCUUUUGCGACCAGCUGAAGAAAACUCUGCUAUUAAGGGGCUCACUGUAUUAGGUCAGGCCUAUCCAGGAUAAUCUUUGUUUUGCCAUGUAAGAUAAAUGUAAUUUUGAGAGUGAUAUCUGAUCAUAUUCAGUUUCCAUUCAUACUCAAGAGGAGGAGAUUAUAUAAAGACAAAGAUAAUGGUGGGGGUAGUUAUCUUAGAAUUUUUUGUACCAUAGCUCUCAUGUAACAUGUUUUCUACUUAGUAGUUACAACAUCAGUGUAAAUUUAAGCUUGAAUAAAACAAAUCAUUAAUGUGA
Molecule: messenger RNA, 2285 nt
Organism: Pteropus alecto (black flying fox)
Lineage: Eukaryota; Metazoa; Chordata; Mammalia; Chiroptera; Pteropodidae
Gene: FAM185A
Product: family with sequence similarity 185 member A
Exons: 8
Coding region: 261-1439 (392 amino acids)
Source: RefSeq, a predicted model, not a curated record